Molecule: messenger RNA, 6087 nt
Organism: Phyllostomus discolor (pale spear-nosed bat)
Lineage: Eukaryota; Metazoa; Chordata; Mammalia; Chiroptera; Phyllostomidae
Gene: TRIM44
Product: tripartite motif containing 44
Exons: 5
Coding region: 499-1539 (346 amino acids)
Molecular function (GO): zinc ion binding
Source: RefSeq, a predicted model, not a curated record
UGAGAGGGAGGCCUCAUCCAUCCUCCCCCUCCUUCCGGGGAUGCGGAGCCCCCGUGGGAGUCGCAGAAAAGGGCCAUUGCCACUUUAAAUGACUCAGGAAGUGAAAGGAGCCCGCCUGACAGGGAAAGGGAAAGUGGAACCGGGGCGGCGGGGGCCGCGGCGCCGAGAUCUCGCCGGGGUACCUAGAGGCCGAGCGGGGUGUGCGGCGUGGGGGCCGACAGGGGCACGGGCCGCCGCGCCGGAAGUGGCCGGGCGGCCCAAGGAAGCACUGCCGGCGCCGAGCUUUCAGCCGGCGGGAAGGCCCUUUCCCCUGGCCGGGUGCGGGCUGCAGGGAGCAGGCGGCGCAGCCGCGGGCCCGCACGGAAACACCGCACAGCCUGAGCGGGGGGCUGCGACUCCCUGGGGCAGGACCGGGUGAGGAGGAGGACGUGAGGGCGCCGCGAAGGCCAGGAGGCGAGCUCCGAGGCCCCACGACCUGGGCCUCGUCCCCGCACCCACAUGGCCUCCGGAGGGGGCGCGGCCUUGGAGGAGCUGCCGCACGAUGGCACGUGUGACCAGUGCGAGCCCGACGAGGCUCCCGGGGCGGAGGAAGUGUGCCGAGAAUGCGGCUUCUGCUACUGCCGCCGCCACGCAGAGGUGCACAGGCAGAAGUUCCCCGGGCACCACCUGGCCGAGUACGUCCACGGCGCGGCCCAGGCCUGGACCUCCCGAGUCCAGGAGGAAGGCCAGGGGAAGGAAGGCGUGGAGGCCCAGUUGGGGAAUGAGAGAGACGUAGAGAGCGAGGCGGGGGAGCAGAGCGAGGAGUCCGAGGAGGACACUGAGUCCGAAGAAGAGAGCGAGACGGAGGAAGAGAGUGAGGAGGAGAGCGAGGAGGAGAGCGAAGAAGACAGUGAGGAAGAGAUGGAGGAUGAGCAAGAGAGCGAGGCGGAGGAAGACAACCAUGAAGAUGGAGAAUCUGAGGCCGAGGGAGAAACUGAGGCAGAAAGUGAAUUUGACCCAGAAAUAGAAAUGGAAGCAGAGAGAGUGGCCAAGAGGAAGUGUCCGGACCAUGGGCUUGAUUUGAGCACCUAUUGCCAGGAAGAUAAACAGCUCAUCUGUGUCCUGUGUCCGGUCAUUGGGGCUCACCAGGGCCACCAACUCUCCACCUUAGACGAAGCCUUCGAAGAGCUAAGAAGCAAAGAUUCAGGCGGAUUAAAGGCGGCGAUGAUAGAGUUGGUGGAAAGGUUGAAGUUCAAGAGCUCAGACCCUAAAGUCACUCGGGACCAGAUGAAGGUUUUUAUACAGCAGGAAUUUAAGAAAGUUCAGAAAGUGAUUGCUGAUGAGGAACAGAAGGCCCUUCAUCUAGUGGACAUCCAGGAAGCAAUGGCCACAGCUCAUGUGACUGAGAUACUGGCAGACAUCCAGUCCCACAUGGACAGGUUGAUGACUCAGAUGGCCCAAGCCAAGGAACAACAUGAUACCUCUAACGAAGCAGCUGAGCCAAAGGCAGAGGGUGACGAGGAAGGACCCAGCGGUGCCAGUGAGGAAGAGGACACGUGAAGGCUUGCCGUCCCCGUGGAAAACCAUUCCUUCCCCUCGUGUGUAUGUGACAGCGUGUGCGUGACGGCUUCUGGUCUCUGUGAAAGCUGCCCGGCAACAAACGCCCUUCCACCGGACACGUCCCCUGACCCGCAGCAGGCGCAUGUCUCUCCGAGGGGCGACCAGCUCUGUGCUUGCUGACUGUGUGCUUCUCAUGCUCUCGUCGUGUAGGUCCGGGAGCGGCGCCCCUUGAUCAGCCGGGAGCAAUUAAGAAGGGUCCUCGAGGUGAUUCCUCGUGGCUGCUUUGAACUUACUCAGGAAAGCCCACCCCUGUAAUACUAGAUACCCACGCGGCAUGUCCUCAUCAGGAAGGGUCUGGAAGAAUCUCGAAGGGCAGUCAGAGUAUGUUCCCUACGUGCUAAUCGGACCCCACUUCAUUCACAUGGAAGCAUGACACAAAGGAGGGCCGAGGAAGGCCGGACACGUGGCAACAGUCUCCAGAAGUCCAGGUGUUCCUUCGUGGAAACAUGGUUUCAUGAAACAAGAUGGAUGACAAGAUGGAGUUGGAGAAAGAGUUAAAAUGUAGAAACCUAUGGAGACAUUUUUAGUACACCAGGUUACGCAGGACUUCAGAUUCAUAAUUUAGUGCUGUGGAAAUGAAGGAAAAAUGAUCGAAGAGCUAGAAAGGAAAUGACCUUAAAAAAGAAAAAGGACCAAAGAGAUCUGAUUAAAAGUUGAAAUCAGUGUUUCUGCACUUAAAUUGUCUAAGCUCCCAAAAUAGUCACUGAAGGGUCUGAUGAAACCUGAAUGAUUUGAGUGAAUUCUGCAGGUUUUCUGAAUCUACUCACAGGAAAGGCUGGCACAUGUAUUACCAAAUGGGAAUUCUCAGUGUGAGUUUCUGCUCCUCCUCCCCCAGCUUAGCCCCGUCUGGCUUACAUGCAGCACGGGGAGAAUCCUCAUCACCUGGGACGUGCGGAACGGAGCCCCAAGCUCCGUCUGGGCAAUAGGACUCCCUGUGCUCCAGCUGGAGCCCUCUCCCCCUGGCUCCCGCCACAGGCCGGCCUCCAGGUCCUCCGCCCUCCCCACUCUCCUCCGUGGAACACGAGCAGAGACACAUCCUGGUUGGACUUCGGGCCUCUCCCCGCUCCCAACUCCCGUUUCCUUACAACCAGGUUUUUUCUGCUCAGAUGAGCAGUGAUGUCCUUGAAAUACCAAACUGCAAGCUAAAAACCCUGCAUCUUCUGGAACAUCAGUUAUACUUAACAAAUAGUUUGGCGUCAGGGGGUGACCUUGUUUUCAGAUAAAACAAAGGCAGUUGUAUUAGGAAAUAGAAUGCUUGUACACAUCAGUGCAGUUGAGAUAAAACGGGAGACCUCACAGCUAAUUCUUAUUUGCAAGUGGGGGCAUGUGCUCCCUCUGCUCCGCCUCUAGUGGUAUCGGGUGUUUGUUUUUGAGAAGUACAGUUGCAUCUGUGUCCUAGCCGCCUUGGGGCUGCUGCUGACUCGGGGCCCGGCCUGCUCGUCCCUCUGAGGCAGGACCCCAGGAGCCUGCUCCGGGGGAAAUCCCUCCCCCCUGCCUGCCCGCCUGCCUGCGGCUCUAAUGUACCUAUCACAGAGCGUUAGGGCCGGCCGAUGUGUGUGUGUGCGGUAUGGUCUUGAGGCAGAAACAAUACUUACUGUUAGGAAUCCUAUUUAUAUCAUUGCUCAGUUCUGUGCAUGCUGUUAAAUGAUCAUUCCUUUGAUGCCAGGAAGCUACCAGGGAUAUAUACUUCUGGGUUAGGACCAUCCUAGCUCACUAACCAUGUCAGGGUUUGUUUAUAAAGUUGAGAGGAGUUUGGGCUGUUAAGGAAAAAAAGGUGUUUUUCUCUCAAACUGGUAGCCAGCCAGUGGCUAAGACAAUUCUGGUGCUUUACCCGCCUGCCUGCAAAGGCUGGAGAACCUGGCGUCCCACGAAUCACAGCUCCCAACCACGUCCAACAGGGCUGCCCUUAAAGGAGACCCAGUGGUCGCUCUGAAAAUACAAAUUUAAACACCGGAAGAUUUAGAAGACUUUAGGAUUCGGAAGCUUGUGUUAUCUUUUCCGAAUAAUUAUUUUUUAAUGUCUAAAUAGUAGCCUUAUCUUAGCAAUGGACAGAUCAUUGGCCUCUCCAUAUCAGAUCACCAGUUAUUACUUUAAAUCAGCGUUUGGGAAACCCAAGCAUUAAUGCAGUGGAUGUGAACGGAAAUAUUAAAAUGUGCACCAGCCUGUCUCAAUAAAUGAUCACAUCCCUCUAGUCCUCAAGGAGAGCACUUUUGCUCUUCCUUAGGAAGGACUUCAGACCUGCUCUGUGGGUGCCUGCUGUCCUCAGCACCUGAGAGACUUUAACCAGGGGGGGCGUUAAAUACAGCGCAGCAGCCUGCCCAGCCCCCGAGUUCCUGCCGGCAGCAUUUAUCAACGUGAGAACUGGGGUGCUUCCUGCAGCGGCACCAGCUUCCCCCAGAGCCGGGGCUGCUGCUCAGCCCCACGCCCCAGCAUGAUGAGGUCCCCCCUCCUGCCGGGUCAGCACAAGCUGUGCUCAAAAGUGCGCCCUGACUGGCUGCAGGCAGUUGCAGAAAUCCCUGGGGUCACGUCAUCAAGGGAGGCAGGUAGCGAAUGUCUUCAGGAUGAAUUGAGUCCCAUCACCAGUCCCUGGCUGCCUUCCAAAUGCUGGGUGUCUGGAGGCCAAGAGGGAUUUUUUUUUUAAUUAUUAUUAUUUAUUUGAUGUCAAACUCCAAGAAAUGCUUGGAGUCUCAGCUCUGACAACCAAGAAGGGAAAUGACCUAUAUAGAGGCCUAAUUGUGAACCAGGCCCUAUACUAGGCCUCCACUCCCAGAUGAUAAAACAGAUUUGGAGCGGAAGAGUCACUCACCGUGACUUACACAGCCCAACAGCUAGGACUUAUUGGAGCCGGAGUUCAAACCCAGUCCUCUUUAACUCCGUGGCCUGUGGAGCAUGUCUAAGUACAGAGGGAGAAAAGGCGUCAGGUUCCCCCACCUCAGUCUGACAAUCCCAUUUUAUGAAUUGUUUCACAAUUACAUUUCCCGGCUGUAGAUUGGGCUCAAAAAUAGCAUCAGGAGUAGCCUUAUUCUUCCACUUUAGCAGAUGCAUUAAGUACACGUUGCAAAGUUCAGACUGCCCCCAGGAGUUGGGGGAGGCUUUCCUUUUUGGUGCCACAACAGCAAAAGUGAAGGGUGUCGGCUCUGCAGCCUUGUUUGAAAAUGUCCGCUGCUACGCUGCUAUGGAAAAGGAAGUCUUCGUAUUUUAGUACACGCGGCCAGUUCUGAGCUCUGUGAGGACGCGGAAACCUGAAGUCCAGCGACUCUAGCCUUUCUUGCUGAUACCUGAUAUGUGUACAUAAAUGACAUUUAUAUACGUAUAUGUGCGCACACACGCACACACACACACAGUUUAAGCACUGAAGGAAAUUCAGAGCAGCCCCUCAUUAUUUUUCAGACCACUGCAAAGGUUUCCACCAGCCCUGAUUCCAAGGGUCACCAGAUAAUCAGAGCUUAGGGGCUUACACGAUGCUAACACGAAGAGCAGCUCCUUGGCAAAGGUUGUCAGACCCGAAGGCACUGAGCUGAGGUGACAGCCCCGAAGGAAAUGCACUCCAGCCCCUCCACGUGCAGGUUGGCUAACAACACUGGAGAGUGGGACGCCAGGCGUGCUGGUGACCUGAGAGUGACCCGACCAUGCCGGGCGGGCCCGAGGGCCCAGCGGCAGCAUCCACGACCUAUAGUCACGGCAGGGCCUCGGAGUCCUCCUCCCCACCUGGAAAACGUUCUCCUGCCACAUGCACAUAAUGGUUGUUCAGUACGUGGUUUUUCAUAAGGAAGUCAGUUGCAAUGUCUCCCGUGUGCCCAGCACAUCUGGAAUUUUCCGUUUAAAAAACCAAAUCUAUUAACAAAUGGAAUCAGCCCAGCCCUAAGAGAAAAAGAAGGCCCAGAGAGGAGACCCCUCAUCUCCUUGCCUUUGCCCAGCCGGGUCUCCAGAGCCCCCACCUCACCUGCUCCGAGCACUGGAAGGCCCCGGCAGCCCCUGCCCUCUGGGGGCUGGCCACGUAAAACAGGACCGUUUGGAACUGAGAGCACACCAGAAAUACGCAUCCGAGCAAGAAAAUGGAAAUGAAUUAAGACAGUUGUGAGUAUACUGGUGCAAAAAAAAAAAAAAAGAAAGAAAGAAAGAAAUGCCACAGAGCUGAGCCUGACAUGCCCUUGAGGGGACAAUAGAUGGACACUUAGUGGGAGUUAAACCCGAUUAGUCUUUCUGCAGUGACGGGCCGCACUGCCCGGGUGGGGAGGGCCGAGGAACCGCUGUCCUCUGCCUGCGUUCCUGUGCGGUCAGGCCCCCUCCUCGGUCAUCUUCCCCUUCCACCCUUCCCAUUAAACAAGGGAACACUCCAUCUUUCAAGGGAACUACACGUUUGAGUUAAUGUUUCAGUAUAUCAUCUUCAUACUGUAAAUUAUUUUGUAAGAGAUUUACCGCUAUCCCAGGAUGUUUGGACUCAGCGCCCCUGUGCAUUUGGAAAUCAAUAAACUAUUACUGGAAAUA